Molecule: messenger RNA, 498 nt
Organism: Colletotrichum higginsianum IMI 349063
Lineage: Eukaryota; Fungi; Ascomycota; Sordariomycetes; Glomerellales; Glomerellaceae
Exons: 2
Coding region: 1-498 (165 amino acids)
Source: RefSeq, a predicted model, not a curated record
AUGGAACACACCUACUCGUCCCUCUCGGGUCAGCUGGCGCAGCCAUACGAGACAGUCGUAGUCUUGCUGCUGCCUGCCCGGUUUCGUGCAACCGGACGAGUCGACAGCCGACUGGGCGACAAACGCAUCGGCGGCGGUGGGGGACAUCGGACGGACCCCAAAUCCUCGGCGCUCACGGAAGCGCUGACGAAGACGGUCGCUAUCCAGAGCACGUACGAGUCUCCGAGAGAAACUCCCAUUGCCUGGCAUCCAAGCUUCGAUAGGGCAUGGGCCGUUCAUCUUCUUCACGAAGAAGAAACGAGGGCUACGCACGACACCAGUCCCGUCAUGGUCGAUAUCGCCCCUGGCCUUAUCAUUCCCAUCACCCCCGACGUCCUAUCGCCAAUCACCAACCGCCAAGAAUAUGCCGACGAUGCAACCCUCCCUCCCCCCCCCCUUGACCGGACGAAGCCCGACGCAUCACCUUACACCGCCGCCCAAUCACAUGUCGCCCUUUGA